Molecule: messenger RNA, 415 nt
Organism: Triticum urartu
Lineage: Eukaryota; Viridiplantae; Streptophyta; Magnoliopsida; Poales; Poaceae
Source: RefSeq, a predicted model, not a curated record
CCCCACGACCCCCACUCUCUCCCUCGUCCCCCCACUCUCCGAGAUCUGGAUCAGGAGGCCCGAUGCCGACGCCCCUCGCCGGAGGUGCCAUGCCAUCGCCGCUCGUCGGACCGUCGCGUCCUCGUCUCCUCCCCAACGAGCUACCACGAGCCUCGCCGCCCCGUCCGCGACCGCUCCGUCGCCGGAUCUCGCUGGACAACCUCGCCCCCUUCACCCGCGCCGCCGCCUGGACCUCGCCGGAGCCUCCCCACCGGACCUCGUCGUCUCCUCCCCGAGCCCACCUUGUUCAUCUACAGGCUCAAAACGUUGGAGCCCAGGAGCCAGACGCCACCGUCGACGACGACUACUACUACUCGGGAGGUGCCUACUACUACGUGCAACCCGCUGACGACGACCAUGAGUAGUUUAGGAGGAU